CAGCAGCACAGCAGUGCACCGGCGUACCCUACUCAAUCGGUACAGCGUACAGCUGGUGGUGCGCACCAGCACCAGCCGCCCUCAUGAGCAACACACCAUCCCCCCCCAGCAACAACAACGAUGACCCCGCAGCUGGCGACCAAAGCUCAUCAUCGCCAGCGCCGGCGCCAGCACCUGCCGAGGCAGAGGUUGUUGUGGAUGGUGGAGGAGGCAGCAGUGUGCCAGUGAUACGGCCUGCUCCUGCCUACAACACGACGGACGACACAGAGUACGUAGUGCCGGCGGACACAUUGCAAGCUGUCGACGAGUUUGUGGUGCCGCAGGGGUAUCGGAGAGAAAGGGUGCGUGAGUCCACUUUCAUGUACUCGCUCGGUGUGUACGUUGAGCCGACAGACUCGAAGAACAACGCCUGCAAGUUCUUCUGGUUGGCGAGCCCGCAUUGCCGUUCGAAGAAAACCAUGGUGCCCCGCAAAGGCCGCGACCGCGCCAACGUCAACAAGCACAUUAUGCGCAUGGAGGACAACCGCCUCCCCAAGCGCAUGCUGCUGGGAGAGAUGGCGGGGGGUGCCGGAUACCGGGGCGGGCAGGAGAGCGACUGGGUGUAUCGCCUAGGAGAGGACCUCGUGGCGUUUGGCAUGAAAGAGGAGAAGGAGGGGGGGAGAUGGAAAGAGAGCGCCAAGGACCAGGAGGCGUGGUACGACAAGAUCGAGGACGGGGCGGCAUGGUUCAUGAGGAAAUGGCACAGACAGGAGGCGGAAGCAUCCGCGAAGCGCCAGCGCCAGCGCGCGGAGGAAGCAGAGACGGAGAG
Molecule: messenger RNA, 808 nt
Organism: Ectocarpus sp. CCAP 1310/34
Lineage: Eukaryota; Phaeophyceae; Ectocarpales; Ectocarpaceae
Source: the annotation of a GenBank genome assembly